UUUCAACAAAAUGAAACAAAAAAAAGACUAUUAAAAAGAAGUUAGGCAACAUUUUUUUGAAAACAGAACUGGCAUGGCAAAUAAAAAAGACAAAAAUGAAUUAUCAAAAAAACGUCAGAAAAAACAUAAAAAACAUAAAAAGAAAAGAGAUAAAGAAGAAGCAGAAGAUAUUGAUGUAGUGACAGAGGAUAAAGAAGUUACCCAAACAUUGAAGCUUAAAAUUCGAUUUGGUGGAGAAACCCUUACUGCUAAAUUAAAAGCUAAAAACGAUAAAGAUGAUCUUUCAAAAAAAAUAAAAAAACAUCAAGAAGAAGAAGAAGAAGAGAUGGAAUCUAAAGAUAAUCACAAUGAAGAAGAUUCGUUAUUGGAUGAAGAAGAUUCAUGGUUGGUUGCUAUGGAAAAAGGGAAUCUUGAUAGUUAUGGUGAAAUAAAAAAGAAUAAAGAUCCAGCAGUAAUGACUGCAAGACAACGUGCUUUGAAAGGUGAAAGUGUUGAAGGUGAAAUGGAACUUUUGCAAUUACCAAUGUAUCCGGAACGAAGUGUGGAAGAAGUUGAAGAGAUUGAAAGAAAAAGAAAGCUCAGAGCAAAAAAAAGGCGUCAAGAUUCUAAACAAAAAAUUGAAGAAACAAAGAUUCAAACUAUUGAAAAGUUGCUUACAAAAAGUAAAGUAAAGAAAGAAAUUACCAAGAACACAAAAAAACUUGGUGCUCAUAUGCGAUAUACAUCUAAUAUAAAUGGUUUUUUCAUCUCACUAUCGGAAGAUGUUGAAUUUCCUUUAAUCAAGCAAGAAAUGAGGGUGUUUCCUGAUGCGAAAAUUUGUGCUGUUCAAGGUUGUGGCAAACCUAAAAAAUACUCCUGUUCAAAAACAUAUCUUCCUGUCUGCAGUUUGCAGUGUUAUAAUCAAAUUGUUAAGUAAUUUUUCAAUUCAAAGAUUUCUCUAAGGUAA
This is a messenger RNA of Hydra vulgaris (swiftwater hydra), 946 nucleotides long. RefSeq names its product INO80 complex subunit B. The record is from RefSeq and is a predicted model, not a curated record. Gene Ontology annotation, cellular component: Ino80 complex. Gene Ontology annotation, biological process: chromatin remodeling. NCBI's taxonomy places the organism in Eukaryota, Metazoa, Cnidaria, Hydrozoa, Anthoathecata, Hydridae.